ACCUCGUUUUCAAAACGAAACCUGACCUCUUGCUAGUCAAAUAAGCCAAGGGGUGAAGGGCGGUAGAUGCAUGAGCUCGGAGUCUAGGAGCGAAGCACAGAUGGCGUUGAAGGGUGUUCGAGUUGUUGAGUUGGCGGGGCUCGCCCCUGCUCCGUUCUGUGCUAUGAUAUUAGCUGACUUUGGUGCCAAGGUGGUACGUGUUGACAGAGUGAAGUCAACCAUGGGAACAGAUCGACUAGGACGAGGAAAACAGUCGGUAGCUGUGGACCUGAAGAAGAAGGAUGGGGUGGAGAUAGUGAGGAGGAUGUGUUCCAAAGCAGAUGUCGUUAUAGAACCAUUCAGGACAGGUGUCAUGGAGAAGCUUGGUCUGGGGCCAGACAGACUUUUGUCAGAAAACCCUCGUCUUGUGUAUGCCAGAUUGACCGGCUUCGGUCAGCAGGGACCAUGGUCAGCAAAAGCUGGGCACGAUAUCAACUACAUAUCUUUGGCAGGUAUACUCGGACAGUUGGGAAGAAAGGGAGAGCAUCCAUAUCCUCCAGUUAAUUUGGUAGCAGAUUUCGCUGGAGGUGGCCUGACUUGUGCUUUUGGAAUCACCAUGGCUUUGUUUGAAAGGUCAAUAUCUGGCAAGGGUCAAGUGAUUGAUUCCAAUAUGGUGGAAGGCUCGGCUUACGUUGGAUCAUGGCUAUGGAGUUCUAGAGGUAUGCCUAUCUGGGGAAAGGGAAGAGGAGAAAAUGUGUUGGAUGGAGGAUCCGCCUACUAUGACACUUAUGAGACAAAGGACGGGAAGUUUGUAGGUGUUGGUUCUCUAGAGCCACAGUUUUUCAAUGAUUUAGUAAAAGGCCUAGGUUUGAGUAAUGAAGUAUCACAGUUUGACGAUCCUGAUGAAAUGCGACAGCAAUUCAAGGCAAAAUUCCUGUUGAAGACACGUGAUGAGUGGGAUGUUGUCUUUGAUGGUCUGGAUGCUUGCUAUAGUCCAGUACUGGACUACAAGGAGGCACCAUUGCAUCCACACAAUGUGUAUAACAAGAGUUUCCUGAAGGAUAACCAGGGAAGGUAUUCACCAGCGCCCGCCCCUAAACUCUCCCGGACUCCAGGGGUGGACAAAGUGUACCCUACUCCGAGGAUCGGUGAAAAUACAUCAGCGGUGUUACAUGAGGUUGGCUUCUCACAGAAGGAGAUAAGCAGUUUCAUCCGGGAUGGGGUGGUAGAGGAAAGUAAGGGAUCAUCCAAAUUAUAAUUAUAAACAAUUUAGGAGUUUGUGUGUUACAUUCCUCUCCACUAGUUAUCUGUAUGGGAUGGGUGGGAGGCAUUUGUAUUCAGAUUUGAUGAGCGAUGCGGGUAAAAAGACAAUGUUUUCUAUAUAUCCUUAUACUAAAUAUGUUUUAAUAUUUUUUAUUUAUAAAUCCCUCCAACCCAUCCUAAAUGGAUAAUUUUGGAACAGCCCUGAGGUUCAACUAAGUGACUGCAGUGAAAGUAUACUAUCACUAUAGAGGCAGUAAACUGGCUAAUUCAGGACGUAGGGAGUUCACUGAAAUUUUAUGAUUAAGAAUGAUGGGAGAAUGAGAGAGAGAGAGAGCAAGCAACAUGAUUAUAUAAAGUGUAUACAGUAUAUGUAAUUAUAUGUAUAUAGACCCAAUGUAUGGCAUCAAUGAAUUACGGUUGCUUUGUGAUAUGACAAAACAGGAGUAUGAAUGUUGAUUUUUAAUAAAUUUCAAGUCUGAUAAAAUCUAAAACUUGCUCAUGUUCUUUUCAACAUUGAGACGAGGCAUACUAAUUGUUAUAUUAAGUAACAACACAAUAUACUCUCUAUUUAAUUUCGAAUCAAUGUACAGUAAGUCAGUGGUUAGCUUGGACAGUUAAAUUUCAUGAACACAAGUGAAUGUGAUCAAAUUGUAAUGAAGUGUAUAAUGAAGUGUAUUUCAUUUCAUAAUUCAUAACUUAAUAAACACAGGAAAUUGUU
Molecule: messenger RNA, 1960 nt
Organism: Pecten maximus
Lineage: Eukaryota; Metazoa; Mollusca; Bivalvia; Pectinida; Pectinidae
Product: alpha-methylacyl-CoA racemase-like
Exons: 7
Coding region: 71-1237 (388 amino acids)
Biological process (GO): bile acid metabolic process
Cellular component (GO): mitochondrion
Molecular function (GO): alpha-methylacyl-CoA racemase activity
Source: RefSeq, a predicted model, not a curated record